Messenger RNA from Oppiella nova, 999 nucleotides. Lineage: Eukaryota; Metazoa; Arthropoda; Arachnida; Sarcoptiformes; Oppiidae. The record is from the annotation of a GenBank genome assembly.
AUGUUGCCGAUGAUCGUGACCUCAACAUUGGCCAAAGGUGCAAAGCUUGAUGAAGUACCGUUUGAUUUUGUGCGUCGACGUAUGUCAGUAGUGGUCAGAACCUUACAAGGUAACGCACGUAUCAUCACUAAAGGUGCGGCAGAGGAAAUGCUGAAAACCAUCUUGAGGCGAUUCAAGAAAAAAUACGCCAAUUUAAUCUUGAAGGUUUACGUGUUAUUGCUAUCGCGUAUCGAGAUUUUAGUGGGAGAUCAGAUGACUUUUCUGUCGCAGAUGAAAGUAUUUGCCAAAUUAAGUCCAGUUCACAAAGAACGUAUUGUGAUGCAGCUGAAAGAGAAUGGACAUGUGGUUGGAUUUCUAGGCGAUGGAAUCAAUGAUGCGGCUGCGAUACGUAGUGCUGAUAUUGGAAUUUCGGUUGAUACAGCAGUGGAUAUAGCCAAAGAUCGUGCGGCAAUGCCUUUGAUAGUCAUGACCUUGGUCAUUGUGGCUGCAGGGGGAUUGAUCGGGUUUGAGCGACAGUAUAGGCAGCGUACAGCAGGUGCUGAUGGUUCAGUACGGGUGAUUGCUUAUGUGGUUUCUGGCAUUGGAUUUCUUGGCGCAGGGGUAAUCAUGCGCCAAGAAGGCAAUAUUCAAGGACUCAAUACUGCUGCGACCUUGUGGUGUUCUGCUGCUGUCGGUGCUGCGGCAGGUUGUGACCGUUUGGUGGAAGCAAUAUUGGCGACGAUAUUUAUUUUAGCUGCCAAUACUUUAUUACGUCCUAUUGGACAUAUUAUCGACCAGCACAGUAAAUAUGUCAUGGAUGAGCUGAAUAAAGCUUUAAAGCGUUAUCAUUUUCCUGCUAAAGAUUUUGAUGUAGAACCGUUUGGUGAGCAAGAUGUGGAAAUUAAGGCGAUUUUGAUUGCGAACUCCGUUGAGGAAAAAGAAAUUCAGCCGAUUAUUGAAAUGUUAAAUCAAAUGCCUGAAGUGAGUCAGGCUUUUUGGGAUCAAAAUACGUUGGCUUAA